AUGAAACCUGUUUGGGUAUUUGUGAUUCUUUCACUCAUUCUAUGCGCAGCUACUUCUCUGGUUUUCUUGAAUCUUUCUUUGUCAUCCUAUCACAAGGUUCUAGGCUUAUCUUCUAGUCAUCUUUUUGUGUUUUCGAUGUUUAAUACUGUAAUAGGUGUCCUCUUUGCCCAAAGUUACAAACCGUCUACAGAUGUUUUCGAUGAACUAGAGGAAGAACAAACCAAAGAGAUACACAAUGUUUACAAGCAUGAGGAUUAUGAUGAUGAUGACGAAAAUGUUGAUUAUGAUGGAGAUUACUAUGAUUCAGAUGGUUACGACGAAGAUAAUGAUGAUGAUGGUAGUGAUGACGUGGUUGGCUGGGAAGAUGACGAUGAAGAAGAAGAAGAAGAAGAAGAAGAAGAAGAAUAUGAUGAUGAUUUGGAGAGCAAAGUUGAGGAAUUCAUUGCUAAGGUCAUAAAAGGAUGGAAAGAAGAACAGUUAACGGAGGAGACGUUUCACAAGUAUGUGGAUUAACUAAUUGGUAUUCAAUAUAUUUCUAGGCUCUGAAGUUGCAUAUGAUACCAUUCAAGCUUCAUUUUUUAGUCUAUCCUGUAAAUGGUUUACUAGUUUUCUUUCCAAAUUUAAACUCCCCUCUUUUUGAAUGGGGGUUUAGUAUUUGUUAUUUUCUUUCUAAUUUUUUUUUUUCUUCAGAAGUGUCCGCAUUUAGGGACAACCAAAUCUGUCUUAUCGUAAUUAGUUGUUUGAUUUAUUUUGAGAUGUAAAUUUGAUAUGAUACCAAUUAAAUUAAAGGUCUGUUUUUUUGUGUGUAUUUUUGAUAUUACAACUAUGUUUAAAUGUAAUUAUUACCCGAAUGAUAUCUUGAUGUUUAAAUUUUGAAUUGUACCACUUUUAAUUUUAGUUAGUAUUUUGUUGCUUUUUUUAAUUACCUUUUAAUAAAUUAUUCAUUUAUUUGACAUAUAAUAAAUUUAUAUUUUUAUAAAAAUAUAAAAUUUUAAUGU
Molecule: messenger RNA, 998 nt
Organism: Camellia sinensis
Lineage: Eukaryota; Viridiplantae; Streptophyta; Magnoliopsida; Ericales; Theaceae
Source: RefSeq, a predicted model, not a curated record